This is a messenger RNA of Solanum verrucosum, 1368 nucleotides long. RefSeq names its product UDP-glycosyltransferase 90A1-like. The record is from RefSeq and is a predicted model, not a curated record. The coding region runs from base 25 to 1368 and encodes 447 amino acids. NCBI's taxonomy places the organism in Eukaryota, Viridiplantae, Streptophyta, Magnoliopsida, Solanales, Solanaceae. Gene Ontology annotation, molecular function: UDP-glycosyltransferase activity. The transcript has a single exon.
AUCCAUGUUGCUCUGUUUCCUUUUAUGGCCAAAGGCCACACAAUUCCUAUUUUUGACCUUGCUCGCUUUCUUCUCUGCCGCAAAAUUUGCAUCACCAUCUUCACCACUCCUGCUAAUCGUCCAUUCUUCUCCGAUUCCCUUUCCGGCAGCACCAACAUCAAUAUCAUCGAAAUCCCUUUUCCUCAAAACAUACAAGGAGUUCCACCAGGUGUGGAGAGCACUGAUAAACUUCCAUCCAUGACCCUUUUUCCUACAUUUGUCAACGCCACCAAAUUGAUGAAACCCCAUUUUGAAAAGGCCUUGGAGUCUCUUCCUCCAGUUACUUUUAUGAUCACUGAUGGCUUUCUCGGCUGGACUUUAGAUUCAGCAAACAAAUUUGGUAUUCCGAGGCUUGUUUAUUACGGCAUGAGCUCAUUUACAACGGCCUUGACGAUUUCAGCUACUUCCCUUCUUAGAACAGAAUUGUCCGACGAUGAGUAUUUCCAAGUUCCUGAUUUCCCCUGGAUUAAAAUCACUAGAAAUGACUUUGAUUCACCCCUCAGAGAUCGUGAUCCCAAGGGUCCCCAUUUUGAUUUUAUCAUGGAGUCAAUUAUGGCGACCUCUAAAAGCUAUGGUCAACUUGUGAACAGCUUUUACGAGCUCGAAUCUGUUUAUGUAGACUACUGUAACCGCAUCUCUAGUCCUAAAUCAUGGUGCGUUGGACCUUUUUGUGCUGUUCACGAACUGUCUAAAGAAAAACAGGAGAAACCUUCAUACAUCAAAUGGCUUGACGGAAUGCUAGAACAGGGGAAGCAAGUUUUAUACGUGGCAUUCGGGACCCAAGCAGAGUUAUCUCCUGAACAAUUCAAGGAAAUCAAAAUUGGGUUGGAGAAAUCUGAAGUGAACUUUUUGUGGGUAGUCAGGAAAAGUAUAGAUGAAGUCGACGAUGGGUUUGAAAACAGAGUAAAAAACAGGGGACUGAUGGUAACAGAGUGGGUUGACCAGAGAGAAAUCUUGAGGCACAGGAGCGUUGAAGGUUUUCUAAGCCACUGUGGUUGGAAUUCAGUGAUGGAGAGCAUAUGCGCAAAGGUUCCCAUACUGGCAUGGCCAAUGAUGGCUGAUCAACACCUGAAUGCGAGGAUGGUGGUGGAGGAAAUCAAGAUUGGACUAAGAGUCGAGACGUGUGAUGGGUCAGUGAGAGGGUUCGUGAAGUGGGAAGGUCUGGAAAAGCCGAUAAGGGAGUUGAUGGAAGGAGAGAAAGGAAAAGAGGGAAGGAAUAAAGUGAAAGAGAUUGGAGAGGCAGCCAUUAAUGCAGUAAAAGAAGGUGGAUCAUCAUGGCAAACGUUGAAUGAGCUUAUUCAUGAAUUAACUGAAAGAAGACAGGUUUAA